AUGAAGCUUCUUACAGUGAUCCUCUCCGCUGGACUUUUCAGUGCCGUCAAUGGCCAUUAUACGUUCACUAAUAUUAACGGGAACAGAAACGUCGUUCGCCAACCUGCCAACAACUCCCCUGUCACCGACGUGACCUCGACCCAAGUCCGCUGCAAUAGCAACGCACAGGCUAGUGAUGUGCUUACUGUCGCAGCAGGCUCAUCCUUGACUUUCGGUCUGGAUAAUACCUUCUAUCAUCUGGGUCCCGCGGCUGUGUACAUGGCCAAGGCUCCUUCAAGCGUGACAAGCUGGGAUGGCUCGGGUACAGUCUGGUUCAAAGUUGCAGAGUGGGGAGCUACCUUCAAUCCUUUCAGCUUCAAAGACUACAAUCUCUCCGGUCUCCAAUUCACCGUUCCACGCUCGAUAAGUGCCGGCCAAUAUCUCGUUCGUGCCGAACAGAUUGGUUUGCACGUCGCUGGUGCUCCUCAGUUCUAUGUCAGCUGCGGUCAGAUCAAUGUCACCGGCGGUGGAUCUGCGAACCCAUCCAAGGUGGCUAUCCCUGGAUAUAUCAGUAAAUCGGAUCCAUCUAUAACCUUAAAUAUUUACAACCCAGUUCCCACGGCCUACAGAGUCCCUGGCCCUUCGGUCUUUUCUGGCUGA
Molecule: messenger RNA, 639 nt
Organism: Serendipita indica DSM 11827
Lineage: Eukaryota; Fungi; Basidiomycota; Agaricomycetes; Sebacinales; Serendipitaceae
Source: the annotation of a GenBank genome assembly